AUGCCUAACACGGUCUAUCUAUCUAUCUAUCUAUCUAUCUAUCUAUCUAUCUAUCUAUCUAUCUCAAUAUAUUUUUCAUUUCCAGUUCCUCUUUUGACUCCAUUACGUUCUUCUUACUCUUCUCAUUUUUCUCAUUUCUCUUCCUUUUCCAGCGUUUUAGUCUGUUUUUUAUCUGUUCAUCCCUAUUUCUAUUUUUCCUUAAGCCUAUUUUUCUUCUUAUUCCCUAUUUUUCUCUUUCUUCUUCUAAUUUCUAUUCUUCUCCUCCUAUUCUUAUCUUUUCUUUUCUCUCGCUUUCAUUUCUUCGCACUCAAGGUGUUUCUCUUCUUCCUUUUCGUGAACAUCAAGUUUUUUUCCGUCUCUCUUCUUUCUAAUAGUUCUCCUUAUCUCAUUCCUUCUUAUUUAUUUUUCUCUCUUUUCUUUUUACUCCUCCUCUGUUUUUCUUUUAUUUUUCGGUUCUUUUUACACAUCUCUCACUUUCUUAAAUUUUAUCUUUUUCUUACAUUUUCUCCUCUUCCUGUUUUACUAUUUUAUCUCUCUCCUUCUCUUCCUUGCAUCUUCUCUCCCUUAGUUUUUCUCUAUUCGUAUUAUCCUCUAUCUUUCACUAUUUCUCCUUGUUCUCUUUUAUUUUACAAAUUCAUCUUUUCCUCUUUUUUUAUAUCUCUCUUUAUACAUACCACUUUUUAUUACAUUUUCUAUUUAUGUUCUUUCUUAUUUUUCUCUCUUUCUUCUACCUGUAAUUCGUUCACUUUUCCCCCCCUCCUCAAUUCGUCGUUCUUCUUUUUUAUCUCUUAUUUUCCAGAUUAUCCCUUAUCGUCUGUCUUUUUCUCGUUUUUCACAAAUGUUAAGAAAUAA
Molecule: messenger RNA, 852 nt
Organism: Acanthosepion pharaonis
Lineage: Eukaryota; Metazoa; Mollusca; Cephalopoda; Sepiida; Sepiidae
Source: the annotation of a GenBank genome assembly